AUGGAAGAAGUUUUGAAUCUCACUUCCACUCGAAACUCUUUAUCCGAUCUCGAGGAGGCCGAUUGCUGUGCUGAGAAGUCAUAUCCUUGUUGCACUGAUGCUUGUGUAGAUCGUCUUGUUGACCGCGGGUAUACUGCAAAUACGGGUCUGUCGCCAUUCAAGGAUGGCACAGGUACCGAGUUUACCGAAGGCAACGGUAAACCUCUUCGCACUUCUAUUCGUGAAGAAUAUGGUGCUAGGCUAAGAGCGUUAGGCUGCUUGUGCCGCAUGUUGAUUGCGAAAGGAAUGGAGUCGUGUUGUGAAUCACGCGCUCAUCGGACGUCUUUUACCAAACAGUGUAGAGAUUCUGUAAAAGAGAAAAGGAACAGAUGUAAAGAUGCCCGAAUGGAUCGCAGACUAUGCUCAAAACAACUUUCUUCUUGCACUCAAACGUCGGAAUUUAAGACUGAAAAGCAAGUUAAAAAUUGUAACAACAGGGAUGAACCAAACAUACCUACUAAGGCCACGGGUUGCUGCGCCAAAGAAAGCUCAGGCACGAAAUGUGCUUCAAGAAAAGCUGUUCUGGCAAGUAACGAAACACAGGAGGAGAUUGUCACCUCAGCUCGUACGGGAGCUCCAAAUUCCAUCGAGCAUGUCGUCAUUUCUGUGUAUGGGAUGACGUGCACAGGCUGCGAGACGAAGUUGCUGAAAACACUUCAAAGAGUUCCUACCUUGAUAAAUUUAAAGACAAGCUUAGUUUUAGCCCGCGCCGAAUUUGACUUGGAUAUCGAAAUUUCCCCAGUUUCCCAAGUGUUGAAACAUUUGGAACGAACCACGGAGUUUCGCUGUGAACAGAUUAAUCUUGCAGGCAUGACUUUGGAAGUAGUUGUCCUAGAAAAAUUGGAGACUUUUCGGAAUCGUAAGCUACCAGAUGGAGUGACAGACAUGAUUGUCGUUGAAAAAAACUUGGUUAGAAUCAACUAUGAUCCAAACGUCAUAGGAGCACGCGAUCUCUUGGAAACCAUUUGGGCUGGAAUUGUGUCGCUUGCUCCAUUGUGUGUUGAUCCAGCUUUGAAAGCUGGGAAAACGCACACACAGUUUAUCGGACUCAUGACAAUUCUCUCUGCAGCUUUGACCGUUCCUAUCUUGAUCAUGGCUUGGGCUCCCCUACCUGAUCGUCCAGUGGCCUAUGGGAUAGCAUCUCUCACUCUUGCCACCUUGAUCCAGGUUCUCGUCGCUGGACCCUUUUACCCAAAAGCACUAAAAGCUUUAGUUUUCUCUCGUGUGAUUGAAAUGGACCUUCUUAUUGUUUUGAGUACCAGCACAGCGUACAUUUUUUCCCUUGUUUCAUUUGGAUUUCUCACAGCUGGAAAACCUCUUAAGACUGGUCAAUUUUUUGAAACUAGUUCGCUCCUUGUUACAUUGAUAAUGGUUGGCCGUUAUUUUACGGCCCUCACGCGUCAAAAAGCCCUAGAAAGCACCUCUAUUCGAUCACUACAAUCGAAUGAAGCUACACUAGUCAACAGUGCCAGUGAAUUUGAAGGUCGGAAAAUAGAUGUAAGACUCCUGCAGCGCGGUGACAUUUUCAUGGUGAUUCCCGAUUCAAUAAUCCCGACAGAUGGUGUUGUCGUCAAUGGAGAUUCGGAUGUUGACGAGUCUAUGCUAACUGGAGAGUCCGUUCCUGUUGAAAAACACCUUAACUCCCGUGUAAUUGCCGGUACUAUGAACAUGUCAGGCACACUGCUCAUUCGCACAGCUCGACUGCCUGGUGAAAACACAAUAAACGAAAUUGGUGCGAUGGUAGACGAUGCAAAAUUAUCAAAACCUAAGAUUCAGCAAAUCGCAGAUUUAGUGGCUUCUUUCUUUGUGCCCGUUAUCGUUACAAUAACAAUCAUCACCUUCGCAAUUUGGAUUGUUGUUGGCAUAAAAAUCCAGAAGAAGAACAACUCCGACGCCAUUGUUCAAGCCAUAAGCUAUGCCAUUACCGUACUUGUUGUCUCUUGUCCUUGUGCUAUAGGCCUUGCUGUUCCGAUGGUUAUAGUUUUUGCAAGUGGCCUUGCAGCCCAACGAGGCAUUAUUAUAAAAAGUGCUUCUGUGAUUGAGACGGCACACAAAAUUUCUCACGUUGUUUUCGACAAGACAGGGACUUUGACUAAAGGAGAGUUAAAGGUGGUAUCAGAACAUUUUUCCGAGGGUGUAGAGACACAACUGGGGUUACUUUUGAGCCUAGUCUCAAAUAGUAAGCAUCCUGUCUCAAUCGCAGUUAAAAAGCAUCUCUUGGAGAAGAACCUUACCGGAAGUUCCAUAAACAACAGUAGAACAAUAGUUGGUCAAGGAAUAAAAGCAGAAUUUAAUGGAAAAAGUUUACGAGCGGGAAGUGCCCGUUGGAUAGAUAUUGAAAACCAUGACGUUGUUCGGCAAAUGCAGAGCGAAGGCUAUACUACAUUCUGCUUUUCCGUCGGUGGUUCCGUCAGCGCAAUUUUUGCCCUCGAAGAUUCGCUCAGAGAUGAUGCGCCUGACGUCGUUGCUCGACUGCAAAGGCAAGGUGUGUCUGUUCACUUACUCUCGGGUGAUGAUGAAGUUCCCGUUCUCUGUGUCGCAUCCAAAUUAAAAAUCCCAGAAACCAAUGUUAAAGCAAAAUCUUCCGCAAUAGAUAAGCGGCUGUAUGUUGAGAAGCUGUUGAAGAAUCAUUGCGUCGAUGGAAAAGCAAACGUAAUGUUUUGUGGUGAUGGCACAAACGACGCUAUUGCGCUGGCCCAAGCAACAAUUGGAAUUCAUCUCAACUCAGCAAGCGGUUUGGCGGAGUCUGCCGCCGAUGUUGUAUUGGCGAGACCAACUCUUUCAAGCAUUGUUAGUUUGAUGAACCUCAGCAAACUUUCCAUGCAACGUAUUCGAUUUAAUUUCGCUUGGAGUUUCAUUUACAACCUUUUGGCUAUCCUAUUAGGUGCAGGCGUUUUUGUUAAGGCUAGAAUCCCCCCUGAAUAUGCUGGUCUUGGUGAACUAGUCAGCGUAGUUCCAGUCAUUGUUGCUGCACUUCUUUUGAAAUGGGCCAAGAUUUGA
Molecule: messenger RNA, 3039 nt
Organism: Lachancea lanzarotensis
Lineage: Eukaryota; Fungi; Ascomycota; Saccharomycetes; Saccharomycetales; Saccharomycetaceae
Gene: PCA1
Product: LALA0S06e00122g1_1
Exons: 1
Coding region: 1-3039 (1012 amino acids)
Biological process (GO): monoatomic cation transport
Cellular component (GO): membrane
Molecular function (GO): ATPase-coupled monoatomic cation transmembrane transporter activity; metal ion binding; ATP binding
Source: RefSeq, a predicted model, not a curated record